Molecule: messenger RNA, 1974 nt
Organism: Nomascus leucogenys (northern white-cheeked gibbon)
Lineage: Eukaryota; Metazoa; Chordata; Mammalia; Primates; Hylobatidae
Gene: HOXB6
Product: homeobox B6
Biological process (GO): regulation of transcription by RNA polymerase II; anterior/posterior pattern specification
Cellular component (GO): nucleus
Molecular function (GO): DNA-binding transcription factor activity, RNA polymerase II-specific; RNA polymerase II cis-regulatory region sequence-specific DNA binding
Source: RefSeq, a predicted model, not a curated record
UAAUGCAGCAUUCUUUUGGACACCACACCUAGGUCGGAGCACUGUCGUCCUUCAGGGCUCCAGCCUCUUGAUAUUUUUGUACUUCAGUAUCAGCUCGAUAGAGCAAAAGACAGAGAGGACGAGAGAGGGGGGUGAGGAGAAAAGAGAGAGAGCGCGCGAGAGGGAGAGGGAGAGAAGGAGGGGUGGGAAUUACACAAAGAGAGAACCAAAAAUAAUUUUGAUUCCUAAGUUAAUUUGCUCACUGAUCUGGGAUUUUAGUCACCAUGGAGGGUAAAUGGACAAUCUGCCCAGGACUGCAGCCCGAUACUAUUUUUCAAGGCCAGAACUUACUCCAUUUUCUAUGCAAAUGUCAGAAAAAUGAAACACCCUCUCUCCCAAGUCAGAGAAGGGGAAGCAACGGCUCUCACGUUGGGACAAUAUUAUCUGGAAGCUGAAGAAGAAACUGAAUAUUCCUUCCUUCCUCCCUACCCAUUCCUUUAAAUCCGGAGGAGGAAAAAAAUCCCAAGGUCUGCAAAGCUAAAACCCAAUCUCGGAUAUACUACUAAUAGGCGCGGCGCUCGGACUAUAAAACACAACAAAUCAUAAACCCGGCGGAGCAGCAGCGGCCGCGCGCGCCUCCCCUCCCAAUGAGUUCCUAUUUCGUGAACUCCACCUUCCCCGUCACUCUGGCCAGCGGGCAGGAGUCCUUCCUGGGCCAGCUACCGCUCUAUUCGUCGGGCUAUGCGGACCCGCUGAGACAUUACCCCGGGCCCUACGGGCCAGGGCCGGGCCAGGAGAAGGGCUUUGCCACUUCCUCCUAUUACCCGCCGGCGGGCGGUGGCUACGGCCGAGCGGCGCCCUGCGACUAUGGGUCGGCGCCGGCCUUCUACCGCGAGAAGGAGUCGGCCUGCGCACUCUCCGGCGCCGACGAGCAGCCGCCGUUCCACCCCGAGCCGCGGAAGUCGGACUGCGCACAGGACAAGAGCGUGUUCGGCGAGACAGAAGAGCAGAAGUGCUCCACUCCGGUCUACCCGUGGAUGCAGCGGAUGAAUUCGUGCAACAGUUCCUCCUUCGGGCCCAGCGGCCGGCGAGGCCGCCAGACAUACACGCGUUACCAGACGCUGGAGCUGGAGAAGGAGUUUCACUACAAUCGCUACCUGACGCGGCGGCGGCGCAUCGAGAUCGCGCACGCCCUGUGCCUGACGGAGCGGCAGAUCAAGAUAUGGUUCCAGAACCGACGCAUGAAGUGGAAAAAGGAGAGCAAACUGCUCAGCGCGUCUCAGCUCAGUGCGGGGGAGGAGGAAGAAAAACCGGCCGAGUGAAGGUGCUGGAAAGGGAGGGAGGACGCGAGGUGAGAGGCCUGUGGGGAGCCGAGGGCGUCAGAGAGACCCGGGAAGGAAGGCUCUCGGCUGGAGGAGCCAGGAGACCUGCUCUCCAGCGCAGACAGGCAGGGCCCAGCGCUCUCCUGGACCCCCCCGCCCGCACAGCUCCUGGCGGGUGCUCUGAGGCCUCACUACUCGAGCCCACCCAGCACCCCGCGCGCCCUUCCUUCCCGAGGAACUCGCCUCAGCCUGAUCAGGCUUCCUGGUGAGAACUGAGGAUCGGACUCACUUGAUGUUUCCUGGAAGCAGAGCAAAAUGCUCUUGUCCCUGUCGCGUCUUAUUUCGUCCAUGUCCCCCGUGCACGGUUCAAUGGUAGAUUCGCUGUCCCCUCUGCGGGGGCCUUGAAGACUCCCUGAUCCCAGACCUGUCGUCUCUCCCACCCCCUCCCCAAAGCCACUGGAAGGAGCACAUACUACCUAGAAGUAAGAAGAGGAGCCUCAGAAGAAAACAAAGUUCUAUUUUAUUAAUUUUCUAUGUGUUGUGUUUGUAGUCUUGUCUUAGCUCUGGACGUGAAAUACUUCGAUGAUGAUGAUGAUGAUGAUGAUGAUGAUGAUGAUGAUGAUAAUAAUAAUAACAAUAAUAAAGAUGUGAAAACUCGAUGCUCGGUCACCUC